UAUAAGUAGCUCCCUUCGCUGCACCCAGCGCAGUGCUCACACAGCAAUGAUUACUCAGCUCAUAUCUGUGGCCACGCUGAUGGCGGUGGCUCGGGCCGGGUACCUCGGGGACCCGGGGCCGGGCCCCCUGGCGCACGCGUACGCGGCCCCGUUUCUGGCCGGGCACGCGUACCCUGGAUUUCGAUACGCGGCCGCCGCACCCGCCCCCGCUCCUCCACCGCCGAAACCAUCAUUUCCAGUAUAUAAGCCAGCUCCUGCACCAAUUGCCUACAGUGCUCCCCUGGUACACGCCCCCAAAGCAUACGCACCCGCAUACCCUGACGCCUAUCCGAAAUACAAUUUCGACUACAGCGUCCACGACGGGUAUACUGGGGAUACGAAAAGCCAGCACGAGACUCGGGACGGGGACGUGGUUCAAGGGUCGUACAGCCUAGUGGAGCCGGAUGGGACCCUGCGGACGGUGAACUACGCGGCCGACCCGGUGAACGGGUUCAACGCGGUGGUGGAGCGCUCCCCGCCGCACGGGCACGCGCACGCCCCCAAGCUCUACGCCCCCGCCCCGGGCCCGGGCCCCCACCUCCCCUACCACGGAUAACCCCCGUCCCCGCGACCCACCUCAGCGACCACGUUGAUCCUCAGCACGAUGCCAAGUGUGAUACAUGACUAGCAUGGCUUUGUACAUACUGCUAGGUUAAGGAGUUUCUCACUGCAAUAA
Molecule: messenger RNA, 715 nt
Organism: Bemisia tabaci
Lineage: Eukaryota; Metazoa; Arthropoda; Insecta; Hemiptera; Aleyrodidae
Cellular component (GO): extracellular matrix
Source: RefSeq, a predicted model, not a curated record